Messenger RNA from Adineta ricciae, 555 nucleotides. The record is from the annotation of a GenBank genome assembly. Lineage: Eukaryota; Metazoa; Rotifera; Eurotatoria; Adinetida; Adinetidae.
AUGGAUACGAAUUCCUCCUUAAGUGACGAUUUACGUUUAUCUACGGAUUCAAGUGAAGAACGAGACUCUAAUAAUAAUAUCAUUGACAAACCCGCGCAAAAUAAAAGCAAGUCAACAAAUGGACGACGGACAAGUCGCUCACAACAAUCUGGUUUAUUAUUUCCUGUUAGCCGUGUUGAAAAUCGUUUGCGUGAAGGACGUUAUGCAUCUCGCAUAAGUCCUCAGGCAGCAAUUCACUUAGCUGGCGUCUUAGAGUAUCUAGUUGCUGAAACACUCGAAUUAGCCGGUGAUAUGUGUCGUCAAAGCAAACGAAAACGAAUUAUUCCCCGUGAUAUUGCUCUAGCGAUUAAAAAUGACGAUGAACUUGCAAAAUUGUGUGAAGAAGUGACUAUUCCACAAGGUGGUGUGCAACCGUUUAUUCACGAGGUUUUACUCAAGAAAAAUCGACGCCGUCGUACUCGUCAUGUUCGAUUCGAUGAAUCUUCUAUAUUAAGUUCACAGAAAUCAACGCCAUCGGAUAAUUAUGCUAAUGACAGUGAUCUACAGAUGGAAUAA